UUCCAUUUAUUGUUUCGCUUUCAUUCGUUUCUUUUUCUCUUCUACUCUUUUAACCAUGGCAGCGUGUCAUCAUAUUACCUCUACUCGCCUCUCUGUGCCUUCGCACUCUGCUCAAAUUUACAAAGACGAGUGCACUUUCUGCUAUGAUAGUCCUGACAAUGAGGGUGGAUUGGAUGUCUGCCUCUCCUGCUUCAACGGCGGCUGCACAGAUCCAGAGCGUCAUCAUGCUAUCCGGCACUUUAGCAAGACUGGUCAUCCACUGGCAUUAAACAUCAAGCGCGUCAGGCGUGCUAAGAGUGGUCGAGAUGGACAGGAACCUCCUCAAAAAAUAACCAAAAUUGCAAUCGUCCCUGAGAAUGACGCAGAUCUUUACGAAUACUUUACACAUGUCAAAUGUUACGAGUGUGGUGGUGUUGAGGUUGACAAGACUGCAGGCGAAAUCCCAAAAGUGGUUGAUGCGAUCAUGACAUCCUUAUCAGCUUCUCGACAAUCAGAGAUUAAAGCAUGGGAAGAAGAAAUUGUCUCAUGCGACCACAUUCGAAACCUACAGCAGGGCGAUCCAAAGGUUGUAGCGGCUGAGAAUGCACACUGCGCCAACUGUGAUCUGAAGGAAAAUCUCUGGCUGUGUCUUGUGUGCGGCAACCUUGGAUGCGGGCGUCAACAGUAUGGAGGCACUGGAGGCAAUGGUCAUGGAUUGGCCCAUUUUGAUGCAACAGGUCACGGCGUUUCCUGCAAACUUGGAACCAUUACACCUGAGGGAACAGCAGAUAUUUACUGCUACCACUGCAAUGAGGAACGCUCUGAUGACCAGUUAGGAGUACAUUUGGCGCGGUUUGGCAUUAACGUGGAGUCACAACAAAAGACAAUCAAGUCCUUAACCGAGUUGUCGCUAGAGCAGAAUCAAAACUUUAACUUCAACAUGUUUACUGAAGACGGUAAAGCAUAUGAGCCAUUGUUCGGGCCUAGCUACACUGGAUUCAGGAACUUGGGUAACAGUUGUUAUAUGGCAUCAGUCUUGCAGUCAGUGUUCGAUCUCCCGGCGUUUGCUUCGAGAUAUUUCCCGGCUGAUCUCGAUCACCUGCAAAGGUGCAAUCAAGAGCCAGGCAAGUGCUUACAAUGCCAGUUGACCAAGGUGGCGGAUGGUCUUUUGAGUGGACGAUAUUCAACUCCUACGUCCGCUGAGAGCGGUGAGGUACAGGGCCAAGAUGGCAUUGCGCCUGCCAUGUUUAAGUCAUUAAUCGGCCGCGGUCACCCAGAGUUUUCGACCAUGAGGCAACAAGACUCGUUUGAAUUUUUCCAACACCUGAUCAAGAUUAUUUCGCAAACUGAACGCAUUGCUGGUCAGGAUCCUACAAAAACUUUUGAAUUCUCAAAUGAACAGCGAUUGCAAUGCAAUGAAUGCAAGAAGGUGCGAUACACUUAUGACAAUACGACGGCCCUAUCAAUUGCAGUUCCUGCCACCAAGAAGGCGAAAACCAAUCCCGAAGAUGAUGAUGAAUACGAGAGUGUGACUCUAGAACAGUGUCUUGAUGCCUAUGUUGCAGUAGAAGAGCUUCCAUAUACCUGUCCCAACUGCCAGAAAAACACCACUGCCACCAAGACGAAUAAGUUUGCUACUUUCCCUGAGGUGCUUGUUAUCAACAUGAGACGCUUUGCUUAUCAGAACUGGGUUCCCAGAAAGCUUGCUGUCCCGAUCGUCUUCCCUGACGAUCAAAUUGACUUUGAAAAAUAUCGCGGGCAUGGUCAACAACCAAACGAGGAAUCGCUUCCAGAGGAUGCGCCGGCGGUGGCGGCAUCGCCUACGUAUAAUGAAACAGCUCUAGAACAGCUCCAAAUGAUGGGCUUCCCAUUGAUCCGCAGUCAGAAAGCAUUGUUGGCAACUAAUAAUCAGAAUGCUGAAGUUGCGAUGGAAUGGCUUAUCCAGCACAUGGACGAUCCCGACAUUGAUCAGCCCAUCAAGAACUCCAACGAUAGUGCCUCUGCCGCUAAUCCUGAACAGAUUGCUCAAUUGGCAGACAUGGGAUUCACUGAUAAGCAAGCCAAGAAGGCUCUUAAGGAGACUGGUGGCAACAUGGAGCGCGCAGUAGAAUGGCUUUUCAGCCACAUGGAUACCCCAAUCGAUAAUGAUGAGAAUGACAAUCCUAAGUCAGCUGCCGCUGGGCAGAAGCCACUUGCAGGUGAUGUCAACAAGAAGGGCCACUACAAGUUGGCCUCAUUUAUUUCGCACAAGGGACCUUCAGUACAUUGCGGACAUUAUGUCAGCCACAUCAAGCGAGGCAAUAAAUGGGUCCUCUUUAACGACAAUAAGGUUGUUGAUGAUCCCAAAGCUCCCAUUGGUGACGCCUACAUGUAUAUCUUUAGGCGCCAGGACUAGAUUAAAAAGAAAAAAAGAGAAAGAAUUCACUCUUUUUUUAUAAAUAAAACGACGCGCCGCUUUCAUGGACGCCU
Molecule: messenger RNA, 2448 nt
Organism: Lobosporangium transversale
Lineage: Eukaryota; Fungi; Mortierellomycota; Mortierellomycetes; Mortierellales; Mortierellaceae
Product: ubiquitin carboxyl-terminal hydrolase
Exons: 10
Coding region: 56-2374 (772 amino acids)
Biological process (GO): protein deubiquitination
Molecular function (GO): protein binding; zinc ion binding; cysteine-type deubiquitinase activity
Source: RefSeq, a predicted model, not a curated record